Molecule: messenger RNA, 300 nt
Organism: Pediculus humanus corporis (human body louse)
Lineage: Eukaryota; Metazoa; Arthropoda; Insecta; Psocodea; Pediculidae
Exons: 3
Coding region: 1-300 (99 amino acids)
Source: RefSeq, a predicted model, not a curated record
AUGGCGGACAAAGAAGUUAAAAAUAAUUGCCUAAAUCUUGUGGCUGAUUGUUGCAAUUACAAAUUACCUGAUUUUGAAAAAUUUCCAUUUUUUAUAACUCAUUCGAUUCAUAAAAAAUUUCCAUCUUUUCUUCCUGAAGCUUAUACACCAUUGGAUGAAGGGAUUGAAUGCAAGAUAAAAAAAAAAAUUCAAAAAUGUUUAAUUGCUCCUCGUCCUGUUUGUAAAAAUCCUCCUCUUCAACCAUCAAUGUUAUGCCAAUUUACUCCUUUACCUGUCGGGUAUGAUUAUGAAUGUUUAUAA